AUGCGCGGCCCCAGCGCCGCAUCCAAGUGCAGCCUGGCCGAUGCAGCGGCAGUUCUCCCGGAGACCCUGGGCGUACAAGCCGAGCGCUGUCCGAGCUCGUUUGGAGUCCUCCUCGCCCCGCAACCUGCGCUCCUCGUUCUCCGGGCCGACGCAGAGGCAGCCCCAUCCGGGGAAUCCUUGGUCGUGCAAGCCUGCGCCGUGCGGCGUGUUCUUGCCUCCUCGCUCGUCUUGAACAUCCCCCUCUGUUCUCCCCCGCGUCCUCCCACUGGCAGGUGCAGUGAUACGGAGCACCUGCUUGGCCGAAUGUUUGGUGGUUUCCAUGGAGACCUGGAACUCACAGAGGUGUAA
Molecule: messenger RNA, 348 nt
Organism: Prorocentrum cordatum
Lineage: Eukaryota; Dinophyceae; Prorocentrales; Prorocentraceae
Source: the annotation of a GenBank genome assembly